Messenger RNA from Peromyscus eremicus (cactus mouse), 1421 nucleotides. RefSeq names its product Jun dimerization protein 2 (gene Jdp2). Gene Ontology annotation, cellular component: nucleus. The record is from RefSeq and is a predicted model, not a curated record. Gene Ontology annotation, biological process: regulation of transcription by RNA polymerase II. Lineage: Eukaryota; Metazoa; Chordata; Mammalia; Rodentia; Cricetidae. The coding region runs from base 19 to 510 and encodes 163 amino acids. Gene Ontology annotation, molecular function: RNA polymerase II cis-regulatory region sequence-specific DNA binding; DNA-binding transcription factor activity, RNA polymerase II-specific. The transcript has 3 exons.
CCUACCACUCCUCCUGCUAUGAUGCCUGGGCAGAUCCCGGACCCUUCAGUGACCGCAGGCUCUCUGCCAGGGCUCGGCCCCCUCACCGGACUUCCCAGCUCUGCUCUGACCACAGAGGAGCUGAAAUACGCUGACAUCCGCAACAUUGGGGCCAUGAUUGCGCCCUUGCACUUCCUGGAGGUGAAACUGGGCAAGAGGCCCCAACCUGUGAAGAGUGAGCUAGACGAGGAAGAAGAGAGGAGGAAAAGGCGCAGAGAGAAGAACAAAGUUGCCGCCGCCAGAUGCCGGAACAAGAAGAAGGAACGGACGGAGUUUCUGCAGAGGGAGUCAGAGAGGCUGGAGCUCAUGAACGCAGAGCUGAAGACCCAGAUAGAGGAGCUGAAGCUGGAGCGGCAGCAGCUUAUCCUGAUGCUCAACCGCCACCGCCCCACCUGCAUCGUGCGCACAGACAGUGUCAGGACUCCCGAGUCCGAAGGCAACCCGCUGCUGGAGCAGCUGGACAAGAAGUGACUGAAGGCCUGGAGGAGGCGUCAGAGGAAGAGGGGAGGGGGGCGGAGCAAAAGGAGAAGAGGAGCGUGGUGAUGGAGGCCCCCUCCCGGGCGCAGGACAAACUCUUACGAUGAGGCUUUUAGUAUAACUGGCCUCCAGCUGGCCCUUUUCUGAAACUCAGCCCAGACACGCAAGAGCAAGAGUGGACUGAAGAAACCAGAGGGACCAAGCGAUGAGACCAAAGUUGACCCGCAGGUAAGGGCUGUCCCACUCCAAGGCUCAGCUUGAUGGCCACCUCAGCCAGAGAGAUGCCCAACCGGGUAGCCUCCUCAGGCACUCCUCUGGCCUCUCUGCCAAGACUCCCACCCAAGGGACUCCCGAGCAGCCAAGAAAAGCCAUGCGUCACGAACACAGUGUGGCCGAGGAGGGAACUCAGCGUGGACUCCAAUCCAUCUUCCCCAGUCCCGCCCAAGACCGAUGGAAAGGGGUGCACUGUGUGGGCUGUGAUGGCCCUGCCCAGGUGGCGCAGCCUGGUGGCCCUGCUGGAGUUUGCUGCGGCACUGAGGCGCGGGCGCCCUUCCAAAGCACACACUCAGUCGAUGAAUGUUUACAGACUGGCUGCUGGCGGGGCUUCCAACUGCACAUGGUUUUUUAUACUUUUUUUUUUUUUUAAUAUUUUUUACAAAAAAGAAGAUUUUAUACGAGCAAUAUAUAUAUGGAUUUCUAUAAUCACUCAAUGUGACACAGUACAUAUAUGCUAUGGUCUGUUGUUACGGACAUCCACCCACCAGUUACAGCCAUUCUGAUUCCUAAGUACUGUAGGCUCUGGGUGUUGUGGGGGUGGUGGCCCGGCGGGUGGGGUGCAUUUCCAUCCUUGUAAACCCUUCCUAGUACUCAGCCCUGUAUCGCUCAGUAAACAUUGCUCUUAAUUA